Messenger RNA from Postia placenta MAD-698-R-SB12, 1593 nucleotides. RefSeq lists its product as hypothetical. Bases 1 to 1593 code for a protein of 530 amino acids. The record is from RefSeq and is a predicted model, not a curated record. Lineage: Eukaryota; Fungi; Basidiomycota; Agaricomycetes; Polyporales; Adustoporiaceae. The transcript has 5 exons.
AUGCUCGUCGGCGUCCUCGUCGGACUCUUCCAGGGGGUCGGUCGUGCUGGCGACGUGCCAGGCGUCUAUGCGCGAAUAAAUCAGCUUGCGGAGGCCCGGGCCCGACGGAUGGGAAACAAUUCUGACGUUCUAGCAUGCUGCGCUCUUGGUACUGACCUGGGGCGGGGGACGGGCGGCGCGGUGCGCAGGCUCGUGAUUGGCGUGCGGGUGCACGGGAUAGUCGUGCGACAGCGAGGACCCCCGACUGCCGCCGGAGGUCGAGCCCGCGGGGCGGUACGACCUGGACACAGCUGCGAAAGCGCGGUGAGCCUGCGCCGCCCGCGGCGCCGUGCGGCGGCGCGCCUGGAGGGAAAGCGGCGACUCACGCGGGACGAGGGACGGCGACUGGAUGAUGAGCGGCGGCGGGGGGAACGGCUUCGGCUUGCGCUUCUCCUGCUCCAUCUCCUCGACGAGCUCGCGGAGGAACUUGCUGCGGUGCGCGCUCAUGCGGCGGCCCCACUCGACCUCGUCCGGGGGGUCCACGUUCUCCUGCUGCAUCUCGUCGCGGGAGAGGUUGCGCAUGCGCGGGACCUUGCACGGGUUCGCGCGCGCGUAGUCGUCGUCGAACGGGUUCGGCUUGUCGGGGCCCUGGAGGUAGUGGAACAUGAUCCAGAGGAACGCGCGCGCGCGCGACUGCGAGGAGAGGUUGACGGGGAGGAAGAGGUCGAGGAACUCGAGCGGCGCGUCAAAGUGGCUGGUCGCGAGUUGCUGUGGGCGGGGCACGCGUUGGGCGGUGGUGAGGUGAUAAUGCGGGCGCGCGGAAUUGAUUCAGGCGGUGCAGCGAUGAGAGGGGACAGGCAGACACGCACACGCCAUGGUGGUGUUGAUUCUGCCGACGUUGGUGAGGAGCGAAAUUUUCGCAAACUCGAUUGCGAAGGCGGGGGUCUCGACCAUCUUAUAGUCAACGAAUGCCACGGUGCGAUCGGCGAAGAUGUAAUAGAGAAGAUCAUAUUGGAGGUCUUCCCGAGUGAGAGGCUCUGCGUCGCCGCGCUUGAUGGGGAGGGUCUUGCGGCCGAGGUACUGGGGGCUGGUGGGGGUAAAGGACAAAGAGUGAGCGCAGGACGGGGCGGGGAGGGGGAGACGACAGACGGGGUGGUGACCUGCUUGGGGUCCCAGGGGGGGACGGAGGGGGGCGCGGGGCCGGCGGAGAGAUGGUCUGUAGGGCUGGAUGACGCCAUGAAGAGGAGGAAGGGCGGGGAGCACGAGGCUAGUACUGACCCUCUGGGCACGAGGCGCCGCGAAAUACGGGGAUUCGAGUGCGGAGGGAAAUCUCACGUGUGGUCUGGAGGCAGUAUGCCUAGCCCGAUACACAUCAGCUUCAACUCGAUCGAUGGUAGCGGCAGCGAGGGCGAGAAAAAUGCAGCAGACAGGGGUGGACGUGGAAAAGCUGAUCGAACGGGGCGUCGCUAUCUGGACGAGGAUCCGGGGCGGGCGGGGGCGUGCAGAGAAUCAGCCUCUGCACUCAUAGUAACCGUGCCUAUGGAUCCACCCCGCGCUCACUUAUCCCUGGCGGUGGUGGCUGACCCCUCCUCACAGACGCCCACCGAUCUCUGA